ACUUGUGCAUUUUGGGUUUUUCUUGUAGGAUCUAAAUCCUUAUAAAAAGCAAGGCCUAGCUUUUAUUGCAAAGGUGGGCGAGUCUGUGAAAUAUGUUACUGGAAGUUACAAACUAAGAAGUCGUCCUGUGGAGUUUGCUGGCAAUGGGGGAUUAUUUGGACAUGUUUUCUCAGAAGCUGGGGACAAUUGAUCGAAUUGCACAGAGGAUAGUUAAAGAACAAACGGAAUAUUUGGUGGAACUUCGAGAAUAUGGACCCAUUUACUUCUCCUGGUCGGAAGUAGAAGAACAACUAAAUAAGCCCCUCGAUGGUGCAUCAAAUUGCAUUGGUAGCUGCUGUGUAGCCCUGGAAGAAUUGUCAGAGGGCAUGUUUGAAGACAUUCUUCCUGUGCUUCGAGAAUAUGUCCUCUACAUAGAAUCAAUGAAAAAUGUGCUAAGAAAAAGGGAUCAAGUACAAGCAGAGUACGAGGCCAAACUGGAAAGUGCUGCCUACAAGAAAGAAGAAAAGCAAGGCACACCAACAGAUGUUGAAAAGUGUCAGGAUCGAGUGGAAUGUUUUAAUGCUGAUCUAAAGGCAGACUGGGAUCGGUGGCAGUUCAACAAGAGGCAGGAUUUCCGGCACCUGUUAAUGGGAAUGGCAGACAAAAACAUCCAGUAUUAUGAGAAGUGCCUUGCAGCAUGGGAGUCCGUUAUUCCUCUCCUACAAGAGAAGUCGGAAGGUAAAAGUGAGGACCACUCGUAGCUUGUCCUUCAGCAUUGGUCACUGAUGGUGUUCUCUCCUUCACUUUCCCAGUUCAUUACUGGAAUAUUGCACUUUGGGGGCAGGAAAGUCGGUCGAUGAUUCUAUAUGUAGCUCUACAUCGAUGCCAUGUUGUAGAAGGACUCAAAACUAUGGAAUGUGUGAUCUGUUAAGUGAAGGUUUGUUUUUGUCUGCAGUGUUAUCUAACAAUUCACUCGGAGUGGUCUGUUAAGUAGGGUUUGUAUCCAGUACUCCAAAUGGUGAGGGAUAUAAUGGAGGCCUUUUAUCAGAUUAAUAUUGUGCUGUUUCAUAAGCUGUACCUUUUUUACAAACACUUGUUAACACGUAAACAUUUUGAUAUGUGUUUUAAAGCAUUCCAUUUAACCAAUUGUUUGCACUUGGGUAUGGGCCGGUACUUCUGUGGACAUAUUUGUAGAGAUUUGAGUAUAUUUGUACAUUGGAGAACUCAGAGGCUUGAUGGAGGGAGAUAUUCAAAACCCUGAGAUAAAUGGAAGAAAAUCUGAGAUACUUGAGAUUUAGUUCUUUUGUAUUCAAUUAUCACUACAAGAGUAGUCAACACUUAAGUUUGUAAAAUAUCAUUAUUGCCUUGUGCAUGUUGGGCAGGUCAAGGCAGCAGGAUGCUAAUCCUGAAAUUCCAUCAUGAUGCAGUGCAUGUGAAUCAUUUUUGAGGCUAUUAAUUGAAUCUUGAUAGCAUUCCACUUUAGUAUUAGGGUAAACUUAUCACACCCUUCACAGGCUAUUUGUUGGGUAUGAUAUCCUCUAUCCAUUUUGUAUAAUUUUUUAAUCCCUGAUUUUGUCGUGCUUUAUUUUCACACUCUCACACAUGUUUGUUUCCAGAUCACCCUAAUUAAUUGACAUUUUUACUGUUCAACUAUGCCCCAUCUUUUCAGGACUAGGGAAUAUCAAAAAAGGCUCUCGCUUAUAGUUGCCCACCCCACUCUGAUUAGACUUGCUUGUAUGUAAUUUGAGUGUCCUAUUACAGAUGUUUAAAGGCAAUGAAGUACUCCUAGCUGUCGGAUAUGCCAGGGAGUGAACAACUGAAUUAAUUGUAGAUAUACAUAAGUGCCUUUGUUGCAUGAAAUAUUUUGUAUUGGCUAUUUGGAGUUUGUAUGUCUGAAUAGUAAGCGACCUUGUGUACUUUGUUGCCAUGGCUUUCAUGUACUAAACUCUAAAAGUGAGGGGAAAAUUAGCCAAGCUGCAUGAUCUUCAUUUUACUUUCUUUCCUUCUGUAAUGGAAUCGCUGCUCUUGAUUAUUUUCUUCCUUUUUCUCUCGGCAGUGUAUUGAAAAUUUGAAAAUGCCAUUUGAAAAUGCUAUUGUAUGUUAUCACUAGUUAUGUUUAUAACAACAUCCUGGUGGGUUUAAUACAUUGUUUAGUGCUCACUCAUUCUCGUAGCCUAUGUUAGAGAUUUGAUUUCUGACUUAAUCUGCAAUUGGGUCAACAGCAAAAUACAUGUGGAACUGCUAUGGAAAUCUGGUUCACAAUUAAAGAAACUAAGGUUUUCAUUUUUGUAUUUCUACCCAGGUUAGUUUUCCAAAAUGUUUCUGUAGUGUGGAUACAUUUGCCUAUCCACCCACACUGGCUAAACUCUUUAUUCUGAUCAGUUUAUAUUAAAUUGAAAGCCAAAGUUACUGGGUGCUACUGUUUAUGAGGAGGACGUGUCGUAUUGGGAUUUGACUGAAAUUUACUGAUAUUCUUGAUCUAUGUUCCCUGUUUUAAAAUUGUCUUGUUCAAAACAAUACCUUUAAUGUUCAUGCACAAAUUUAGUCCCCAUUUAGUGUUAAAGAUGUGGCAGAAAGAAAAAAAGCCUCUAUUUAAAUAAUCAUAAACUAAGGUUUCAGGAAAGGAAGAUUAUGCUUUUCAGUGAGAUGAAUAAUGGCAGAAUGUGCUUGGUGGUUGCUCUUGUGGCACACCAGUGCGAUGCUUCAGCAUGCACUAAUCUGACAACGAUUUUAAUAUUUCUAGUGAGCUUGUAAUUGGAACACUUGGCAAUGCUGUGAUUUAUUGCUAUUAUGCAAUGAUUUGCUUAAGUGCCAAAACUUUAUUCCUUUUUCAGAAAUAUAUUAAUGUUUUGUAUAAUGUUAUGAAGAAACAAGUGAAUGAUUAGGUCAAAUAAUUGGAUUUGUAGCAAGUUAGUAGUGGAGCAAAUAAACCAUUGAAAGCAACUUGAAAAUCAUGCCCAUGGCAUAGGUGCUGCUGAUAAAUAGCAUUGUAUGCUGUGUUCUGGAUUACUUAUUGGUUUUGUCCAAUGCUAACUUCUAAUGUUAAUUUUAGUGUUUAAUCUGUAAUGGUCUACACUACACGUUGAAAGUGAUUAUAGAGAUGCACAUAAUCCAGGGCCUUAUUCCAAUGUAAAAAUUAGUUUGGGCUUAAUGCAAUUGGCACAUCAAAUACAACAUGAUAAACAAUUACUUUAAAGUGUUGCAAGCAUUUCAUUUGUCUAAAAUAACAAUGAAAUAAACUAAUCAAAUGCUAGUAUCUAUUUAUCAUUGACUUAUUAAAGUUAAUUUGAUGACCCCCCUUAAGGAGUCAUCAAAUUAGUUUAGUUAGUUAAAAUGUAACACUAUUCAAGGAUUAAAAUUGUGGAUCAUUACGGUUUUACAAUGAGGUAUUUGUUCCCUGAAGUAAGACGUUUUGUUCAUGUCUACAUCAAAACUGCGAUGGAAUUUGGGGUAAUUAAAGUCAUUGGAAUCCUCAAUUGAUGCUCGAGGUUAAGUGGUUUUGUUUACUGUGAAUCGUGAAGCAUUAAACUAUUGAAAAUAAAUCAUGAAGGAGCAAAUAGAUAGCAAAAUGAGUGUGGACUAUUUGAUUUGUUGCAUCUUUCCACUGCAAAGGUUUGGUGCUAUUGCCAACAUUUAUAAUAAUCUUGAUUUGUACCUGUGGAUUUUUUGAACACUAUUGAAUAAAAUCUUGGGUCAAUUAUUUGCC
This is a messenger RNA of Amblyraja radiata (thorny skate), 3685 nucleotides long. Its product is annotated as sorting nexin-30. Gene Ontology annotation, biological process: reticulophagy; autophagy of mitochondrion; protein transport. Gene Ontology annotation, cellular component: phagophore assembly site; early endosome. The record is from RefSeq and is a predicted model, not a curated record. The coding region runs from base 144 to 740 and encodes 198 amino acids. NCBI's taxonomy places the organism in Eukaryota, Metazoa, Chordata, Chondrichthyes, Rajiformes, Rajidae. The transcript has 5 exons.